UUCGCUGAGGGGAAAAAAAUAAAAGUGUCUCGUGCCCCGUUGCCGUUCUGUCACGAGCCUGGUCCGGUGGUGUCGAUCGAACGAGCGGAGAGGCCCGGAAACCGGCUGCGUGCGAACCGUGUAGUCUAACAGAAAUAUAUACCUAUAUAACUAUAUAUAUACAUCUAGGUGUGUAUAAAGAUAAACGAUCUGCGCGCGCGGGCGGAGUGCGUCGGGCUGAUGAUCUCUCUGAGCGCGUUAUAGCGCUAGCAUAGCUGCUCGGCUAGCUGACUCACAGUGAGGAGAGGACGGCUUUAAUAAGCUCUGACACCGGCCGCGGGCAUUUCACACAGAAUAACACACACUGUGCUAACCUCCCAGUCCCGGUGAGGUGUGGGCAGAGUCCGCGCGCUGCUCCGGUGGGACCGGAGUUCCUGUCAGAGAGAGCGAGCGGGCCGAGGGACGUCUGGGGGCGCGAGGACACCGUGCGAGACACACCGAGCGCCGCAAAAAGCCUGACCCCAAUCCCGCCGCGCGCAUCACUCUCGUGCACACCCUGCUAGCAGCGAUAGCAUCCUCGCGCUCAAAAUCACCUCAGAGCGCCUAGGAGCGGGCUAGCACCGCGUUAGCAUCUCAGCUAACUCCCUGCGCUAUUAGGGUUGUGCUGUUCGCUAACCGAACCUCGCUUUAUCCAGACCCACUUACAUCUGGAGGCAAUUAGUCAGGAGAGAAGAGAGACGGAAUAGUGUGUGUUAGAGACACCGGGAGAGAGAGAGACGGAAUAGUGUGUGUUAGAGACACCGGGAGAAAGAGAGACGAUGCCGGCCGUGUCGAAGGGAGACGGGAUGCGGGGAUUAGCCGUGUUCAUCUCGGACAUCAGGAACUGUAAAAGUAAGGAGGCUGAGAUCAAGCGCAUUAACAAGGAGCUGGCCAACAUUCGCUCCAAGUUUAAAGGAGACAAGGCUCUCGAUGGAUACAGCAAGAAGAAGUACGUGUGUAAGCUGCUCUUCAUCUUCCUGCUGGGACACGACAUCGACUUCGGCCACAUGGAGGCCGUCAACCUGCUCAGCUCCAACAAGUACACCGAGAAACAGAUCGGCUAUCUGUUUAUCUCAGUGUUGGUGAACAGUAACAGCGAGCUGAUCCGGCUGAUCAAUAACGCCAUAAAGAAUGAUUUGUCGAGCAGGAACCCCACCUUCAUGUGUCUGGCCCUGCACUGCAUCGCCAACGUGGGCAGCAGGGAGAUGGCCGAGGCGUUCGCCGGGGAGAUCCCACGCAUCCUGGUGGCGGGGGACACGAUGGACAGUGUGAAGCAGUCAGCCGCUCUGUGUCUGCUGCGUCUGUAUAAGACGUCUCCGGACCUGGUGCUGAUGGGGGAGUGGACGUCCCGAGUGGUUCAUUUACUCAACGAUCAGCACAUGGGUGUGGUCACUGCAGCCAUCUCGCUCAUCACCUGCCUCAGCCAGAAAAACCCAGACGAGUUUAAGACCUGUGUGUCCCUGGCCGUGUCCCGUCUCAGCAGGAUCGUGUCCUCGGCGUCCACCGACCUGCAGGACUACACCUAUUACUUUGUCCCUGCCCCCUGGCUGUCCUGUAAGCUGCUGCGUCUCCUGCAGUGCUACCCUCCUCCUGAGGAUGGCGCUGUUAAAGGGCGUCUGGUGGAGUGUUUAGAGACGAUCCUGAACAAAGCGCAGGAGCCUCCGAAAUCCAAGAAGGUUCAGCACUCCAACGCCAAGAACGCCAUCCUGUUCGAGGCCAUCGCGCUCAUCAUUCACUAUGACAGUGAGCCCAACCUGCUGGUGCGAGCGUGUAAUCAGCUGGGUCAGUUCCUGCAGCACAGAGAGACUAACCUGCGCUACCUGGCCUUGGAGAGCAUGUGCACACUCGCCAGCUCCGAGUUCUCCCAUGAGGCCGUCAAAACACACAUCGAGACCGUCAUCAACGCCCUCAAGACUGAGCGAGACGUGAGCGUGCGUCAGAGGGCGGCUGACCUGCUCUACGCCAUGUGUGACCGCAGUAAUGCUAAGCAGAUUGUGGCUGAGAUGCUGAGUUACCUGGAGACGGCGGACUACUCCAUCCGUGAGGAGAUGGUGCUGAAGGUGGCCAUCCUGGCGGAGAAGUACGCAGUGGACUACUCCUGGUACGUGGACACCAUCCUCAACCUGAUCCGAAUCGCCGGCGACUACGUGAGCGAGGAAGUGUGGUACCGCGUCAUCCAGAUCGUCAUCAACCGUGACGACGUGCAGGGCUACGCUGCCAAGACCGUCUUUGAGGCUCUACAGGCUCCAGCAUGUCAUGAGAACAUGGUGAAGGUCGGGGGUUACAUCCUGGGAGAGUUUGGGAACCUUAUUGCUGGUGAUCCUCGUUCUAGUCCACUGGUCCAGUUUAACCUGCUCCACUCGAAGUUCCACCUCUGCUCGGUUCCUACUCGUGCUCUGCUUCUCUCUGCCUACAUAAAGUUCAUAAACCUGUUCCCCGAGACCAAGAGCACCAUCCAGGAGGUUCUGCGCUGUGACAGUCAGAUCAGGAACAGUGACGUGGAGCUCCAGCAGAGAGCCGUGGAGUAUCUCAAGCUCUCCUCCAUCGCCAGCACCGACGUUCUGGCCACAGUGCUGGAGGAGAUGCCCCCGUUCCCUGAGAGAGAGUCCUCCAUCUUGGCCAAGCUGAAGAAGAAGAAGGGUCCGGGUGCCGUGUCCGGCAACGAGCUGGAGGACGGAAAGAGGGAGGGGGGAGAGCUGAACGGAGGGGGAGGAGGAGGGGGAGGGGAGCGCCCCGGGGACACUUCUGCUCUUACAGCAUCCAACGCAUCCACUCCCUCUCCUUCAGCCGAUCUCCUCGGUCUCCGUUCCUCUGCCCCUGUCAGUGCGGCCCCACCCAGUGCAGGCAGCCUAUUGGUGGAUGUGUUCUCAGAGGCUGGGCCUGCUGCUCCGCCCGCUCCGGUCCGUGAUGAUGGCUUCUUCAGAGAUCUGGAACCUCCCACUGAGAGCUCUGACUCCUUAUUGGCUGAGGGUCCUGGUGACUCGGACUCUGCUCCUCAAACUGUGGCGUCUGAAGAGCCUGCUCCUCCGCUGCCCGAGUCAGACGAUCUGAUUAGCAAGUUUGUGUGUAAGAAUAAUGGGGUUCUGUUUGAGAACCAGCUGCUGCAGAUUGGCAUUAAGUCGGAGUAUCGCCAGAACCUUGGGAGAAUGUACUUGUUCUACGGCAAUAAGACAUCGGUCCAGUUUGUCAGCUUCACAACCACUGUGAGCUGCCCAGGAGAACUUCAGUCUCAGUUGAAUGUUCAGCUGAAACCUGUGGAUCCUCUGGUGGAAGCUGGAGCUCAGGUGCAGCAGGUCAUCAACAUCGAGUGUCUGUCUGACUUCUCUGAUGCUCCGCUUCUCAACAUCAAGUUUAGGUACGGUGGAUCUCUGCAUAACCUGGUCCUUGAGCUCCCUGUCACCAUUAACAAGUUCUUCCAGCCCACUGAGAUGACCUCACACGACUUCUUUCAGCGCUGGAAACAGCUCAGCCAGCCCCAGCAGGAAGCACAGAAGAUCUUUAAGGCGAACAACCCCAUGGACAGAGAGAUGCUUAAAGCCAAGUUGUUGGGAUUAGGUACAGCUCUUCUGGAAAACGUAGAUCCGAACCCCGAGAACUUUGUUUGUGCUGGAGUGAUUCAGACCAAGGCACAGCAGGUGGGCUGUCUCCUGAGACUCGAACCCAAUGCUCAGGCACAGAUGUACCGGUUGACUCUCCGCAGCAGUAAGGACACCGUCGCUAAGCGUCUGUGCGACCUGCUGGCGGAACAGUUCUAGAACCCGGCUUCUAGAACCAGCGUGCAGACCAUCACGUUCUAGACCCAGAGCAGACCAGCGCCCCCUCCCCCCUCCCCCUCCCCCUCCUCCUCCUCCAGAACCGCUCAGACAUAAGGAACCCGUCUGCCUGACCGCGGCGGCCUUCAUCACUGUUCUCACCCUGAUUAUUACUCAUCAUCAUCAUCAUCAGCGCCACUCUCCCUGUGUUCAAUCGGUGUGUGUGUGUGUGUGUGUGUGUGUGUGUGUGUGUGUGUG
Clarias gariepinus (North African catfish) is the source of this 4028-nucleotide messenger RNA. It is a transcript of the gene ap2a1, whose product is annotated as adaptor related protein complex 2 subunit alpha 1. Gene Ontology annotation, cellular component: AP-2 adaptor complex; membrane coat. Gene Ontology annotation, molecular function: clathrin-cargo adaptor activity. NCBI's taxonomy places the organism in Eukaryota, Metazoa, Chordata, Actinopteri, Siluriformes, Clariidae. The transcript is spliced from 21 exons. Gene Ontology annotation, biological process: intracellular protein transport; clathrin-dependent endocytosis. Bases 798 to 3773 code for a protein of 991 amino acids. The record is from RefSeq and is a predicted model, not a curated record.